Choloepus didactylus (southern two-toed sloth) is the source of this 6033-nucleotide messenger RNA. RefSeq names its product zinc finger protein 512B (gene ZNF512B). The record is from RefSeq and is a predicted model, not a curated record. Gene Ontology annotation, molecular function: zinc ion binding. Lineage: Eukaryota; Metazoa; Chordata; Mammalia; Pilosa; Megalonychidae. Bases 59 to 2806 code for a protein of 915 amino acids. The transcript is spliced from 16 exons.
CCCCCGCGCGCCGCGCCCCGCGCCCCCCGGCCCGCAGUCCCGCUGGGCCGCCGCAGAGAUGACCGACCCCUUCUGUGCUGGAGGCCGCCGGCUCAUGGGGAGCAGCAGGGGUGGGCCUGGGAAGGACGGAGGCCGAAGCGAGGUCCGCCUCCCCGUGCUCCACAGCCCCCCAAAGCUCGGGUUGCCGGUGGUCCGAGGUGGGCAGCCUGUGUCCAGCCAGGCCCCACUCUGCUUUGACCCGGGGAGCCCAGCCAGCGACAGGACAGAAGGGAAGAAAAAGGGGCGGCCGAAAGCCGAGAACCAGGCACUACGAGACAUUCCUCUCUCUCUAAUGAACCAGUGGAAGGACGAGUUCAAGGCCCACUCGAGGGUGAAGUGUCCAAACUCGGGGUGCUGGCUGGAGUUCCCCAGCAUCUAUGGACUCAAGUACCACUACCAGCGGUGCCAAGGGGGUGCCAUCUCGGAAAGGCUGACCUUCCCCUGCUCCUUCUGUGAGGCCGCGUUCACCUCCAAAACCCAGCUGGAGAAGCACCGGCUAUGGAACCACAUGGACCGGCCCCUGCCCGCCCCCAAGCCUGGGCCCGUCAGCCGGCCGGUGGCCAUCUCCCGCCCCGUGGGGGUCAGCAAGCCCAUCGGAGUGAGCAAACCCGUCACCAUUGGCAAGCCUGUGGGGGUCAGCAAGCCCAUCGGUAUCAGCAAGCCAGUGACAAUCAGCAGGCCGGUGCCGAUCACCAAGCCCGUGCCGGUCACGAAGGCCUCGCUGGUCACCAAGCCCGUGCCGGUCAGCAGGCCCGUGCCGGUCACCAAGCCCCUGCCGGUCAGCAAACUGGUGCCAGUCAGCAAGCCAGUGCCCAUCACAAAACUUGUGACAGUUACGAAGCCCGUGACGGUCAGCAAGCCGGUGACGGUCAGCAGGCCCAUCGCGGUCAGCAAGCCGGUAACGGUCAGCAGGCCCAUCGCCAUCAGCAGACCCACGGCACCCUGCAAAAUGGUGCUGCUGACCAAGUCUGAGAACAAAAUACCUCGUGCCGUGGGGAGGAGCAGUGGUAAGAAAAGGGCCGCCAAUGCCCUGGACCCCUGCCCCGUCCCACCCAAGCAGGCGAGGACUGAGCACGGGGCGCACGGCUCGGCCACCGUGGGCCAGAGCUCUGGUGUCCAGCUGAGCGCGGACCCCGUGGGCAGCGCCCUCUCGCCGGGCAGCAGGACCUCGGGAAGCCGGGAGGCGCCACGGGCUGCAGGCCCCGUGUCGCCGCCCGAGGAGGACCCCGAACGCACAAAGCACAGAAGGAAACAAAAAACACCCAAGAAGUUCACAGGGGAGCAGCCGUCCAUUUCAGGGACCUUUGGACUCAAAGGCCUGGCCAAGGCAGAGGACAAAGCGCGUGCCCACCGGGCCAAGAAGCUGGAGGCAGUGGGUGCCGAAGACGUCCGAAAGAAGCUGCCGCCCACCACCAGCGUCGCCGGCAAGGAGGGGCCGGCCCCUGCGGCCCACCCGGCCCCAGGUGGGGGCAGGUCUCACCGUGUGUCAGGGUGGAGCGCAGGGCCGGGGGCCCGGCUGGACCCGGGCUCUGCGCUCGCUGUCCCUGAGGCCCCGGCCCGCCCCGCAGGUGGUCCCGAGGAGCAGUGGCAGCGGGCCCUGCAUGAGCGGGGGGAGGCCGUGUGUCCCACCUGCAACGUGGUCACCCGGAAGACCCUCGUGGGGCUCAAGAAGCACAUGGAGGUGUGCCAGAAGCUGCAGGACGCGCUCAAGUGCCAGCACUGCCGGAAGCAGUUCAAGUCCAAGGCCGGCCUCAACUACCACACCAUGGCCGAGCACAGCGCCAAGCCCUCUGACGCCGAGGCCUCGGAGGGUGGCGAGCAGGAGGAGCGGGAGCGGCUGCGCAAGGUGCUGAAGCAGAUGGGGCGGCUGCGCUGCCCUCAGGAGGGCUGCGGGGCCGCCUUUUCCAGCCUCAUGGGCUACCAGUACCACCAGCGGCGCUGUGGGAAGCCACCCUGUGAGCUGGACAGCCCGUCCUUUCCCUGCGCCCACUGCGGCAAGACCUACCGCUCCAAGGCCGGCCACGACUACCACGUGCGCUCGGAGCACACGGCCCCGCCCCCCGAGGAGCCCGCAGACAAGCCCCCCAAGGCCGAGGACCUGCUGGGUGUGGAACGGACCCCGAGCGGCCGCAUCCGCCGGACGUCGGCCCAGGUUGCCGUGUUCCACCUGCAGGAAAUCGCAGAGGAUGAGCUGGCCCGAGACUGGACCAAGCGGCGGAUGAAGGACGACCUUGUGCCCGAGACGGCGCGGCUCAACUACACUCGGCCGGGUCUCCCCACCCUGAACCCUGAGCUGCUGGAGGCGUGGAAGAACCAGGUCAAGGAGAAAGGCCACGUCAACUGCCCCAACGACUGCUGUGAAGCCAUCUACUCCAGCGUGUCCGGCCUGAAGGCCCACCUCGCCAGCUGCAGCAAGGGCGACCACCUGGCAGGGAAGUACCGCUGCCUGCUGUGCCCCAAGGAGUUCAGCUCUGAAAGCGGAGUCAAGUACCACAUCCUCAAGACACAUGCAGAGAACUGGUUCCGCACCUCAGCAGACCCCCCACCCAAACACAGGAGCCAGGACCCGCUGGCCCCUGGGAAGGGGAAGAGGAGGAGCCCGGGGGCCGGGAAGAAGCGCGGCCGCAAGCCCAAGGAGCGGCCUCCCGAGGAGCCUGAGCCCACGCUGCCCCCCAGGCGGGACGAUUGGCCCUUGGCAGGCAGAGACAAAGGGGGCCGGGGGGCCGCGGGUCGGAAGGUGGGGGCCAGCAAGGGGCCUGAGAAGUGAGCAGGGGCCUGGGUCCAGGUGGAGGUGGUCUCCUGCUGCAGAGCUCUCGUGCUCCCCUGCCUGCUCCUCCAUCAGGUCACGGGCGACCUGCCUGCAGGGCUUGCUGGGGGCAGAGCUGGAGGCCACAGCCUGGCCUGAGACGUGCAAUAGUCUGGAGGGACGGCUUCCCUCCGGAACGUCGCCCGGCCUGGCGGGGGCGGGGGCUGUGGGCAGGAGGGGGCUGCUCCCCGGGCCUCAGUGCCCGGGUGGGGUGCUGAGCGGAGCGGGGGCCAUCUUGGCCCUUGCUGCCCACGCCUCUGAUGUCCCAGGCCUCUGCGGGGUCCGCACCCCGACUCCUGAGGAUGGACACCCUCCAGCCCCACAAGGCUUGGGGCCCCAGAUGACCCAUGGUUCUGGGCUGACGAGGGCAUUGGAGCAGCGCUGGCCUCACCAUCUGGACCUCACAUCCACCCAACACUGGAACCCCAGCACCCCCAGCUACCUCCCGGGACAGACCCACUUCUGACCACUGUGCCCUCCCUGGCUGCCCCUCCGCCCUCCUGCCGGUGGUCCCUCCAGCUCUGCUCGCUCUACCUCUCCAUCCCGCCUCCCCUGUGCCUGCGUCCACUGCUCCACCGGCCCCUGUCCGUCAGGCGGCAGAGGCAGCCCCUCCAGCGGAGGGCUCCCCCAGCCUUCCCAAAGGUGCUCCCCGCCUGGGGCAAGGGCAGGCCUUCCGCACGCUGGUGCGCAGCUGAGGGGUGAGGGCCACACCUGCCUCCAGCCUCCAGCUCUGCUGACGCCACUGGCCAGGUCAGGGCCAGCCGGCAGGGUGGGGACAGGCCCGUCUGGCCCUGGGGUCUGCCUGGGGCUGGGAGGGGUGUGGGGCUCUCAGGCAAGUGGGGCAGAAGGGCCCUGAGGACCUGCCUCUGCGGGAAGGCGCUCUCCCGCCUGCCGACCUGGUUGGGCCUGGGGACCGAGCUCCCGGGGGCUCUGCCCCCUGCCCCCACCUCUUUCUUUCUGGUUGUGGGGUCAUUUGAUACAGGAGUGAAGGGCAGCAAGGGGAGGGGGCUUGGCCAGGGUCCCCACGAGCUGGGCUCUGACGAUGGCUGUGUCCUCAGAUCGGGCAGAGGUCAGGCAGGAGUCCAGGGGCCCUCGGAGGAGGUGGCCUUGCAGGCCCCCACUGUGCUCCCUGGCCCCUGCCUUCCAGCCACGCCGUGGGAGGAGGAGGAGAGCAGUCCGAGGGGCCAGGUGUCCACAGAGGCCCCUUUCCGCUUGGGGUGGGGGCAGGCUGAGGGCUUGGGCUUGCUGACCCUGGACGAUGUGAAUUUUGAUAUUUGCCCGCGUGCGUGUCUUCUGGGUGUAGUGGAUGCCAGUCUUGUUGCUGUGACAAGUAACAACUUUUUUUUUUUUAUUCUGUUUUUUUAUAUGAAAACUCACAACAAUCUGACAUUUUGGUGCUAAGGGUUUCCCGGUGCCGACCGAGGGGCUGGGCCGGGCCAGGGGUUGCUCUGCUCUGUGGGCUGCCUGCCAAGGGCCCCACUCCUUGGCUCCUGUCCCCAUCCUGCCCCCUGGAGAAGACGCUCUAAGCCGGGCUUGGCUCUCCUUGCCCUGAGUAGGAAAGCCAGCUCCAGGGGGUCUUGGGGUUGAGGUCACCUGCUUGCUUCCUGGCUCUGGCUUUUUCCUUUGUUCAGAAAGCCUUAGCCUUUGGCAGCCCUGGCCUGAGGGGCCAGGUGGGGAGAAGCAGCAGAUACCCCUCCACACCCCCACACCCCCGAUCUGAUCAAAGAGUGGUGUGGAUGGGGGUGGGUGGUGUCCAGUGUCAUCGGGGCUCAGGGUGUGUGUGAGGGGGAAGCAUGGAUGGGGCUUUGGGGAUGGGAAUUUCUUGUAUUCCUGAACGUCCUUACGGUGUGCAGCGGGUGGAGGUGGGGGGGCCAGGCAGCCACUGUGAGAGAAGGGGCUGGAGUUUCCAGGUGGUCUCAUCUGUCCUUAUUGCAGCGGUAGGAAGAGGGCUCACCUCAUCUCUGCUGGGGGAGGCAGCUCACCCCCUCUCAGGUACUUGGCCCUUGGGGGGAGGAGGGAGCAGUCUGGUCUUGGCUGGGAGGUGAGUUUCUAGGACACCCCAAAGAUCACAGGUGGUCUGUAGUAUGGGAACCCCAUCUAGGUGUGCUGGGAAGAGGUGGGGUGCUGGGUAACUUGAUGUUAAGCACUUUAACCCCCUCCUUUGUCUUUCAAGUGGGGGUAGGGCUGCUGUUAAUUGUGGCUUUGGGGUCAGACCCUUUUCCCUCCCUUCCUUCACCUCUCCGUCCCUUCCUCCACCCCUCUGAAGGCCUUGCUGGGAGAGCUCUGGCUGGUGAGGGGCAGCAGCCUGCAGACCCCUCUGAUGAGUAGGCUCUGGGUGGAGCUCAAGGGACCUGCCCCCUCCUACCCUGGCCCAUUUGCAGCUUCUCCCCUGCUAGCUAUGGUCAGGGGACUGCCAGCCCCCACAGCCAUCCUCAGUGGGAGGGACCAGCACGACCCCUGGGGCGUGGUGGGCAUGGACCCUGCCUGGAGGCCCAGAUCCUGGGCACGAUGCUACAGUUGGGUCCCUUUCUGCAGAUCUACCUCUGACCCACCCCAUCCCUCUGAGAACAAGAAAGAGCCCACUGCCUGCACACAGAAUGUGGGGCUGACUCAAGGGACUGACACUUCACACAGAACAGGAUGCACUUUAUUCUCAUGCAAAGGCAGAUGAGGGUGCCUCCUGGUGUGACUUCUGGCCCUUCCCACCUAGCCUUCCUCCUGUCCCUCAACCUGGAAAGUAAACCGUGAUUUAGACAGAAAAGAGCAAGUGCCCCUGGCUCCGUGGAGGGGUGGGCCACCCCUGUGUGCCCCCGCUCAGCCCCAGGUGUUCGGCACUGGAGGCGCGAGGUUCAGGGGAGCAGCCGGUCACCUCUCCGGCCUGGUGGCCACGUACCUUAUACUUUGGGUUUCUUGGCUUGGAAUUUUUAAUGCCAGUUCUCAGUACAUAAGUGCAUUUUGAAAGAGGUUCCAGCUAUCACUUGUAACCAUAUAUAUACAUAUAUAUUCUAUCUACAAAGUGUUUAUUUGCAAGAUGUCUUGACGGUGAGCUUGGGCGCCGCCCGCCUCGUGACCGUCUGUCCCGCGUCCUUGUCCCUGCCCUGCCCCCAGUGCUGCGGCGGCGCGGGGCGGGACACCUGUAUGUAUUAAGAAUGACUGUAUCAAAUAAACGUUUAUGGAUUUUUUUUCCA